Messenger RNA from Cylicocyclus nassatus, 399 nucleotides. NCBI's taxonomy places the organism in Eukaryota, Metazoa, Nematoda, Chromadorea, Rhabditida, Strongylidae. The record is from the annotation of a GenBank genome assembly.
AUGUUAGCAUGCGAUAAUGAGGAGUCUGUAAACCUCGAUAAUCUCGAUACUCUCUGCUGCGAUGAGGACGUUUCAGUAAUAGAAGGCUCUGAAGAAGAAGUUGUGAGCAUGACUGACAAGCGAAAGGAGCUUGUAACAGAGUUACAAGAGAAAACACAGCAUGUGCAGUCUGAAUGUGAAGCAGAAUACACUGGCAACAUAGUUGCAGAUGAAUUGAACAUCUGUGUUCUAUGUGAUGACACGCAGCCGCCUUUAGAGGAUCCGGAAGAUGAACCUGUUAUGGAAGGCGCGGACAUCCUUUGGUGGUCAUGCACGAGUUGUCGUGCAUGGGUGCACAAAGAUUGCAUGCAGUGUAGGGACUGUCCCGUGUGUGGUGGAGUAUUUGAGCCUACGGGCUAA